Molecule: messenger RNA, 507 nt
Organism: Macrobrachium nipponense
Lineage: Eukaryota; Metazoa; Arthropoda; Malacostraca; Decapoda; Palaemonidae
Product: omwaprin-c-like
Exons: 3
Coding region: 132-446 (104 amino acids)
Cellular component (GO): extracellular region
Molecular function (GO): peptidase inhibitor activity
Source: RefSeq, a predicted model, not a curated record
GACGUCAUUAAACCGGCAACGGGAGCCCAAUAACGUCCUCGUGAAAGCGGGACAGAGUUACUGACAAGAACAUCACCAACCACUUCGGGGAGGAACUUGUCUUGUUUGCUUCGAGAUUGGAGGCUGCAGAAAUGGGAAAUAUUCGGAAUCAUUGCUUCCUGGGAUUGCUUGCGAUAUUGCUUGUGCUCGGGACAAUGACUGAGAUUACCGAGGCUUCCCCGAGUCCAGAAACCAUUCCCACGGAUCCUAAUGGCUGCCCUCUGCUACCAGCACCUCCUUCUCCUUUAGAUCCCGAAGACCCUUCUGGAGGCACGAAAGAGUGUGAAACAGACAAAGACUGCGGAGGUCGCCGACUUUGUUGUCCAACUGGAGCCUGUUGUGGAACAUUCUGUUUUGACCCUCGUCCUGUCACUACCAAGAGACCCAGAGUGUCUCCUUGGGGUUAAAUCUCUUGGACUAACACCCAUGUGAGGACAUGUGAAUGACGUCUUCUAUCUGAUAUAGAUA